GUGCUGGGAGCUGCUCUGCUGCUGGGAGCAGAGGGAAAAGCUGCUCCGGAGCCACCCACGUUCGGGGACAUCUAUCACGUCACAGGGAUCAUCAGCCUGCCCUACGCCGAGAUCAAGGAGCCUUUCGAGGCCUGGUACAACCUCAGCGGGGGCAAGAGCCGCAUCCAGUACUACGGCGGCCAAGUGGUCACCUACCAGCUGGGCUCCGUGGAGCCCUUCGGCGCCAGCUUCAAGGUGACGCCCGAGACCACCGAGACGGAGGUGAACGUGCGCAAGUGCUUCCGCAUCAACGGCACCGCCGGGGACCUGGUGGCCCCGCAGAGCGUUUUCCCCAGCCUGGAGCACUUCCAGUUCGUGCGGGAGGAGCACUUCCGCGGGCAGCGCUGCGCCGUGUGGCAGAACGUGUCCUACUGGGGCCGCAAGAAGAACGUGUACACGCUGCGCGUGGCCGGCUCGGCGCGCGCCGCCGUGCCCCUGCACUACGAGAUGCGCGGCUACAACAGCCUGCUGGGCUCCCACUACGACAAGUACGAGAUCUCCUACGGCUUCGGCAACUUCGCGUGCGACGGCGGCGAGGAGUGGCGCGCCUACGAGUGGAUCAAGAAGCACGGCGGCAUCGCCAGCACCGAGUCCUACGGGCCCUACCUGGGGCAGAACGGCUACUGCCACUACAACCAGUCGGAGCUGGUGGCCCCGGUGGCCUCCUACGUGAACGUGGAGCCGGGCGACACGGCCGCGCUCAAGGCCGCGCUGCUCAAGCACGGCCCCGUCGCCGUCAACAUCGACGCCUCGCACAAGUCCUUCGCCUUCUACGCCAGCGGUGUGUACGAGGAGCCCCGGUGCGGCAACGAGACGGCGCAGCUGGACCAUGCCGUGCUGGCCGUGGGCUACGGCGAGCUGCACGGCAAGGGCUACUGGCUCGUCAAGAACUCCUGGUCCACGUACUGGGGCAACGACGGCUACAUCCUCAUGGCCAUGAAGGACAACAACUGCGGCGUGGCCACGGCCGCCUCCUUCCCCAUCCUGGCCUGA
Messenger RNA from Nothoprocta perdicaria, 1032 nucleotides. Its product is annotated as cysteine proteinase 5-like. The record is from RefSeq and is a predicted model, not a curated record. The annotation marks the transcript as partial. Gene Ontology annotation, cellular component: lysosome. Lineage: Eukaryota; Metazoa; Chordata; Aves; Tinamiformes; Tinamidae. The transcript is spliced from 8 exons. Gene Ontology annotation, biological process: immune response. Gene Ontology annotation, molecular function: cysteine-type endopeptidase activity.